UUUACCACCCAAUCAAAACACAAACACUUCUCUUCGUCUCCUUCUUCUUCUUCUUCUUCACCUUUUCUCUCCUUUUUGCAAUUUUUAUUAUACCUUCCCAGAUUUCACCAACAAAAAAAGAACUGUUUUUUCAUUGGGAUUCGUGAGUUACAGAGGAUAAGCGAUUAUGGGUUCGAUCUCUUUGUCCAAUUCUCUGCCCAUAACGCGACUUCCACUACUUACAUCACUCAAUCAAUGCCUUCUUCCUACUUCUACAUCCUUCUCACUUUCUCCUCUCUCAAAUCGUCGUCGCUCCACUUUUUCACCGUUAAUCGCCGCCUCUGCCGUCUUCGCAGCUCCUGCCGGCGUUAAUAACUCCGUUCCGAUUUGUGUGGAUUUUGGUGGGGUUCAGGCAAGAAACGGGGGUUACACCGUUGGGGAUUUCAUGACACGGAGAGAGCAUUUGCAUGUUGUUAAGCCCUCAACCUCUGUUGAUGAUGCAUUGGAACUUCUGGUUGAGAAGAAAGUCACAGGAUUGCCUGUAAUCGAUGAUGAUUGGAAUCUGGUUGGUGUUGUUUCUGAUUACGACUUGCUUGCACUGGACUCCAUUUCUGGCCGCAGCCAAACUGAUGCAAACAUGUUCCCUAACGUCGACAGUACCUGGAAAACGUUUAACGAACUCCAGAAACUGAUAAGUAAGACACAUGGAAAAGUUGUUGGAGAUUUGAUGACGCCUUCUCCUUUGGUUGUCCGUGGUUCUACCAAUCUAGAAGAUGCAGCCAGGUUGCUUCUGGAAACAAAGUUCCGAAGAUUACCAGUCGUGGAUUCAGAUGGGAAACUGAUCGGGAUCCUUACAAGGGGGAACGUUGUAAGGGCUGCGCUGCAGAUCAAACGGGAAACGGAGAACUCUACAUAGCUAGAGAGCACAAGUUAUGGAGCAGAGCCCUUAAAUCUGCCAUAGUUAAUAGCAAAAUCUGUUUAUUCCAUUGAUAAGUAUAUAUAGAUUAUAUAUGUGUACACAUUCCCUCUCAGUUUUCUUCUUCCUCCACAGUCAAAAUUUUACUUUUAGGAGUAACAUUUCUCAGACUCUGAUUCAAGACAACUUAGUAUCUGAUACAUAUUAUAUUUUUUGUACCA
Messenger RNA from Eutrema salsugineum, 1116 nucleotides. Its product is annotated as CBS domain-containing protein CBSX2, chloroplastic. The transcript is spliced from 8 exons. Bases 167 to 895 code for a protein of 242 amino acids. The record is from RefSeq and is a predicted model, not a curated record. Lineage: Eukaryota; Viridiplantae; Streptophyta; Magnoliopsida; Brassicales; Brassicaceae.